AUGUCAUCUCCGACAGAAGAAAGCGUACGGCGCAACAGCGAAAGUGAGAACGGCGAAGCAGAGACACCAGAACAUGACCCUCACUUUGAUCCUAUUGUAUCAUUACCGAUUGUCGAAAUUAAUACAAAUGAGGAAGAUGAAGAGGAGUUGGUCAAGAUACGUGCUAGACUUUACAGAUACGAUACUGGUGAUCACGAAUGGAAGGAGCGUGGCACUGGUGACAUAAAAUUACUAAGACAUAAAGUUAAUAACACUGUAAGAGUUGUAAUGAGAAGGGACAAGACACUUAAAGUUUGUGCAAACCAUUUUAUAACCCCAGACAUAAGGAUGAAUGUCCACUGUGGAUCAGAUAAAGCUUUCAACUGGUCAGUGUUUGCUGACUAUGCAGAUGAAACUUGUAAACAGGAGUUGUUGGCUAUCAAAUUUGGAAAUCCACAGAAUGCAGAAUUAUGGAAGGCAAAGUUUGCUGAGGCACAAGAAAUAGUCCGAACAAAAUGUAGUCUCUAUACCCAAGAUCAAUCAUCUGAUGAUGAAAGUAGUUUCACUAGAAGUGAAGACACAGACACUCCUGAGCCCAAAAGUGUAGAUAAACCACCUGAAGAAGAGUACAAAAAGGAAGAUUUGAAAGAAGAUGGUGUGGUUCUUAAAUUGAAAGAACUUAAAGUAGACAGUGAAAAAACAGAAUAA
Parnassius mnemosyne (clouded apollo) is the source of this 687-nucleotide messenger RNA. NCBI's taxonomy places the organism in Eukaryota, Metazoa, Arthropoda, Insecta, Lepidoptera, Papilionidae. The record is from the annotation of a GenBank genome assembly.